UAAUUAAUUCGUAAUAUUUCUUGUUUUAAAAGAAAAGAGAUAUUAGUUACAAAUUUUUAUUUCUGAAAUAAUGUCGGAUGAUAAUGUAAAUAUUAUCCAGGAAAUAAAUAAAUUAAAUUUGGAGUUAAAAAAGAAAUUGGAAGUAGUCUCAAAAUGGAGAGUCGAAUGUGCUCAAUUGCAACUAGAAUUUCUGAAGUUGUACACUCCAGAAUGUCUUGAAAUUUUCGAAUCGCUUAAACAAAUGACUGACAUGAGUAUCGAUACGAAUACUAAGUUUAAUGAUCCUUAGUUAUUAAAAAAUACCUUCUUAUUAAUGUACCAUCACGAUUUUCAAUAAACAAUAUGAGACAAUUA
Messenger RNA from Bombus impatiens (common eastern bumble bee), 354 nucleotides. RefSeq lists its product as uncharacterized. The record is from RefSeq and is a predicted model, not a curated record. Lineage: Eukaryota; Metazoa; Arthropoda; Insecta; Hymenoptera; Apidae. Bases 71 to 289 code for a protein of 72 amino acids. The transcript is spliced from 2 exons.